This is a messenger RNA of Abrus precatorius (Indian licorice), 1828 nucleotides long. Its product is annotated as ankyrin repeat domain-containing protein 50. Gene Ontology annotation, molecular function: protein binding. The transcript has 12 exons. Lineage: Eukaryota; Viridiplantae; Streptophyta; Magnoliopsida; Fabales; Fabaceae. The coding region runs from base 129 to 1511 and encodes 460 amino acids. The record is from RefSeq and is a predicted model, not a curated record.
AACUCAGAAAUGAGAGUGAGAGUCUAAGAGGUUUCAGAGUCUUUGAACUGAAGAAGACACUGAAUCUAAUCUCAAACAAUACGAUAAAGGAAGGAAGAAGCAAUUUCAAUCCCAAUUCCACUGCUUCUAUGACUCCCGAUGCUUCUGACGCACUUGCAGUGAGGCACAAAGUUCAGUUAUUCCUCAAUGCCGCUCGCACUGGAAAUCUCGAUCUCUUCAAGAAUUUGGCGGAGCAGUUGAACGAGGGCAAGGAUUUAGCCAAAACAGUGGAAGCAAUUAAGGAUGCUAACAAGCGAGGGGCACUGCAUUUUGCUGCUCUUGAAGGCCACACCAAUGUCUGCAACUACCUUUUACACCAUUUGAACAUUCCCGUCGAUUCUCAAGAUGACGAAGGCAAGACUGCUCUCAUUCAUGCUGCUCAUAGAGGACACACUGAUACUGCUAAAUGUCUGAUUGACCAUGGUGCUGAUCCCACUGUGGCUAGCAACCUAGGUGCUACGGCUUUGCACCAUUCUGCAGGGAUAGGAGAUACUGAGCUGCUGAAGCAUUUGCUGUCCAGGGGAAUUAAUCCUGACUUAGAAAGCGAUGCAGGAACGCCGUUGGUUUGGGCUGCCGGUCAUGCCCAGCCAGCGGCUGUCACUGUUUUGUUAGAACAUGGAGCAAAUCCUAAUGCUGAAACUGAUGAUGGUAUUACUCCCCUACUUUCUGCUGUGGCAGCCGGAUCUCUGGCAUGCUUAGAGCUGUUAAUUCAGGCAGGUGCUAAAGUAAAUAUAAGUGCUGGUGGAGCAACUCCUUUGCACAUUGCAGCUGAUAAUGGAAGUCUAGAACUAAUAAAUUGCUUAUUGAAAGCUGGAGCUGAUCCUAAUGUCUCUGACGAGGAUGGUGUUAAGCCAAUUCAGGUUGCAGCUGCAAGGGGCAAUCGUGGAGCAGUUGAGAUAUUGUUCCCCUUGACUUCCAAAAUUGAUACAGUUCCUACUUGGACUAUUGAUGGGAUACUUGAGUAUAUGCAAUCUGAAACUAAAAAGCAACAGGAUGAAUUUGUAAAUGCUAAAGAAAUUAAUCGGCCCAAGGAUGCUGCUUUUCAGGAGCAAAAUGUCCCAGAGGUAGCACCUGAAGCCAAAAAGAGAGCAGCAGAAGCAAAGUCGAGAGGGGAUGAGGCCUUUAAAAGGAAGGACUAUCACAUGGCAAUAGAUUCUUAUACACAGGCAAUUGAUCUGAACCCCGCUGAUGCUACUUUGUUAUCCAAUAGAAGUCUCUGCUGGAUUAGGUUGGGGCAAGCUGAGCAUGCUUUAGCUGAUGCAAAGGCUUGCAGAGCAUUAAGACCAGAUUGGCCAAAAGCUUGUUACAGGGAAGGGGCAGCUUUGCGUGUAUUGCAGAAAUUUGAUGAAGCUGCAAAUGCUUUUUAUGAGGGAGUAAAGCUUGAUCCUGAAAAUAAGGAGCUUGUAAAUGCAUUCAGGGAAGCUGUCGAAGCUGGGAGGAAAUUUCAUGGCACAGCUGAGAAUAAAUCAUAGUCGGGUUUUUGCUAAUGCCCUUUUGCAGAGAGGAGAGACCAAAACAUUAAAGUUGGUGCUGCCCUUUUUUUGCAUGAUCCUUUUUUUCCCAUACAAUGCGUGUGUGUUUUCUUUCAGAAGGUAGUCCUCCAGGUAGAGUCGGCUAGUAAUCUAUUUCGUUAAAAAUUGUUGUAGUAUUUAGAAAGGUUAUCCACAUUUGACGUCUACGAAAAUUGUUGCUGCAUUGGUGCGUUUUGAAAAUGGCAAUGCAGCAGGUAGGUGCAUGCUGUCAAAUUUCUAUCGGCAGUGUUAUUUUUGGUGAUUAUGUAUGAAUGAUU